Molecule: messenger RNA, 1640 nt
Organism: Sipha flava (yellow sugarcane aphid)
Lineage: Eukaryota; Metazoa; Arthropoda; Insecta; Hemiptera; Aphididae
Gene: Tip60
Product: histone acetyltransferase Tip60
Exons: 9
Coding region: 178-1554 (458 amino acids)
Biological process (GO): regulation of DNA-templated transcription
Molecular function (GO): histone acetyltransferase activity
Source: RefSeq, a predicted model, not a curated record
GCCCGUUGAAUAUCUUUAUUUUUUCGAUGAAAACAAAUUUGUGUUAAUUAUUCAAAUUGAUUUCCUUGUUUGAAACUCGACCGUGUUCGCUUGUAUUGUAUUUGUGUGUGUGAAUGUGUGUAAAUGUUUCAAUAAUUAAUUGGAAUAGAAAUCACUUUGGAAAGAACACUUUACAAGAUGAAAGAAGAAUCGGAUUUCAUUUGCGAUUCCGUGGUGAGGAAUUUAUUAACUGAAGGAUGCCGUCUGUCCGUGAGAAUGCACAGUAGCGAUGACUGGCCAUUAGCAGAAAUAAUAAGUAUCAAAGAUGUUGGGAUUAUGCGAUAUUAUUAUGUUCACUACAUCGAUUACAAUAAAAGAUUAGAUGAAUGGGUAACUGAAGAGAGAUUAGAUACACGCAAAGUUCAAUACCCUAGAAAAGAUGGAUUGACAACUGGCACAGCUGGUACAGGUGCUAGUACCCCAAAUCGUAAAGCUGAAAAUAUUUCCAUUCUGUCUCAGAGUAGACCAGCUUCUCCAUUAAGUAUCCCUCCUACUGUACAAAAUAAUGAUGCUACAGUUCUAUCCGCUGCAUUACAGAAAAAGAUUGCGAGGAAAAGAAAAAUAGUUGACAAUGAAGAUUCCCAAGAUUUGCCUACACCAACUCCACGUCAGACUGGUUCAAUGGUUAUGCAACACGAUGAUGUUGUCACUCGCAUGAAAAAUGUAGAAAUGAUUGAACUUGGUUUAAAUAGAAUAAGCCCAUGGUAUUUUUCUCCAUAUCCUCAGGAAAUGGUUAACUUGAAGUGCAUAUAUAUUUGUGAAUUUUGUUUAAAAUUCAAAAAAAGUAGAACUUCACUUUAUCGACAUAGUAUAAAAUGUAACUUGAGACAUCCACCUGGAACGGAAAUUUAUAGAAAAGAUUCUAUAUCAUUUUUUGAGAUUGAUGGCCGUAAAAAUAAGUCAUACUCUCAAAACUUGUGUUUGUUGGCAAAACUGUUUUUGGACCAUAAAACAUUGUACUAUGAUACUGAUCCAUUUUUAUUUUAUGUUAUGACUGAAUAUGAUUUAAAAGGAUUUCAUAUAGUUGGAUAUUUUUCUAAAGAAAAAGAGUCUACUGAAGACUAUAAUGUUGCGUGCAUUCUAACAUUACCACCUUACCAAAGAAAGGGUUAUGGGAAACUUUUAAUUGAAUUUAGUUAUGAGUUAUCAAAAUUUGAAGGUAAAACUGGUACACCUGAAAAACCUCUAUCCGAUUUGGGUUUAUUGUCUUAUCGAAGUUAUUGGAGUCAGACCAUUUUAGAUAUCCUAUUGACUGUGAAACCAACACCCGAUAAUGAAAAACCACAAAUCACUAUUAAUGAAAUUUGUGAGUUGACUAGUAUUAAAAAAGAAGAUGUUGUUUCAACCUUACAAAUACUUAAUUUGAUUAACUAUUACAAAGGACAAUAUAUCAUAUCCAUCAAUAAGGAUAUAAUAACUUCGCACAUUGAAUCGUUUCAAAAAAGAAAAAUUCGAAUUGAUUCAAAGUGUUUACAUUGGAAUCCUAAAGAUUGGUCAAAACGUGCUAAGUGGUAAACUAUAGAAGGUUUAUAUUUUGCGAAACUAUAACUAAACCAUGUAUUUUAAUUUUUUACAUAUGAAAUAUAUUUUUAUAUAUAAGA